GUGUUUUAGGCGGUGCCAUUCUUCUUUCUGCUCUGUGGAUAGUGAAUCUGCUUUAGACAGUAAACGACACCGAGGUCGGCGCCACUACGGGGCGAAACAAAGCAGGAAAUACACGUCUGACACUAAGCUUCUCUGGUAUUGCUUGUUGUUAAUCCUUGGAUUUUCGAAGUGUAGUGUUUCGAGAGAAUCUUUUCAUUUCAUUUGCUUGCUGCCAUGGAUUUCUCAAAACAUCCCUCCCGGACUCUAAGAUGGCGUUUGUGCAGCACACUGACGACGCAAAAUAUUCUUUGUCUUCUUUUUCUCAGUCAUAUUGCUGCUGGUCAGAUACGUUAUUCAAUCCCAGAGGAGAUGAAGAAGGGAUCUGUUAUUGGUAAUGUCGCAGUGGACCUCGGGAUAGAUCUGCAGAGGCUCCGUUCAGGUCGGGCCCGUAUCGUGAGCGGAGAAAACGUCCAGUACACCGAGCUGAAGGCAGACAAAGGGAUUCUGGUUGUGAAUCAGAGAAUCGACCGAGAGCAGCUUUGCGGAGACGUAACACCGUGUAGCUUCAGCUUUGAUUUGAUUUUAGAAAACCCCAUGGAACUACACCACAUUACGGUCGAAGUAUUGGACAUAAAUGAUAAUUCGCCUUCUUUUCAUCAGCACGACAUGAAAUUGACGAUUAGUGAAUCAGCCGCUCCUGGAGCACGUUUUGUUUUACCUACUGCCAAUGAUCCCGAUGUAGGCGUUAACGGGCUCCAUGACUACAAUUUAUCCCAGAAUGAAAAUUUUAUAUUAAAAAAGCAUUCAAAUGCAGGCGGAAGAAAAUAUGCAGAGAUGGUACUUGAGAAGCCGCUGGAUAGAGAACGAUAUCCAAGUUUAUCCCUGAAGCUAAUAGCAGUGGACGGUGGAACCCCUCAGAAAUCUGGUACAGUAAAUAUAGAUAUCACUGUUUUAGAUGCUAAUGAUAAUUCUCCUGUUUUCAAUCAAUCAGUCUAUAAGUCCACAGUGAUGGAAAAUGCAGCAAAGGGAACCUAUAUCACCACUGUGAAUGCAACUGAUGCAGACAGCGGAUCAAAUGGUUUGAUAUAUUAUUCUAUCUCCAAAAUGCAAGGCGGCAUUAACAGUAUAUUUGAAAUUAACAAAACAACUGGCGUGAUAGUCCUUUUAGGGCAGGUCGACUAUGAAAAAUCAAAGAAAUACGAAAUACGUAUUGAAGCGACAGACCAAGGAGCUUUAACAGACUCGAGCAAAGUCGUAGUAGAAGUGAUCGAUGUGAAUGACAAUGCACCUGUCCUUAAUAUGAUGUCAUUCACUAGUCCUGUUUCAGAGGAUUCUCUUCCAGGUACAACUAUUGGCAUCAUAAACGUAAAAGAUCUCGAUUCAGGUGAGAACGGACACGUAACUUGUACAAUAGAAGAACGUUCACCUUUCAAGAUUAAAUCUAAUUUAAGAAAUUACUAUACUUUAGUAACAGAUUCUAUAUUAAAUCGUGAAAGUAUUUCACAAUAUAACAUCACUGUUGUUGCGACUGAUUCGGGAAGGCCUCCCCUCUCAACCCAAAGAACUUUCUAUUUGAAGGUCUCUGAUGUGAAUGAUAAUCCUCCAGUAUUUCCAAAAGAUGUUUACAGUGCGUUUGUUGUCGAGAAUAACUCGCCGGGAGUUUCCGUUCUGACUGUAAGAGCGCAGGAUCCCGAUGAAAACCAAAACGCUCGAAUAUCAUACAUUCUGGAUGUUAAUGACAUAGGCGGAUCUCCAAUUUCUGAAUAUGUUUCUGUAAAUGCAGAAAGUGGAGUCAUACACGCGGUGCGCUCAUUUGAUUAUGAACAAAUUAAACAGUUAGUUCUCGUGGUGAAAGCGCAGGAUGGAGGCUCUCCUCCACUCAGCAGCAAUGUGACAGUGAAAAUCAUGAUCCAGGACCAGAACGACAACCCUCCUCAGGUUCUGUAUCCAGUCCAGACUGGUGGCUCUGUGGUGGCUGAAAUGGUGCCUCGUUCAGCAGAUGUGGGCUAUCUGGUGACCAAAGUGGUGGCUGUUGAUGUGGACUCUGGACAGAAUGCGUGGCUGUCGUAUAAACUGCAGAAAGCCACAGACAGGGCUCUGUUUGAAGUGGGCUCCCAGAAUGGAGAGAUCCGAACCAUCCGCCAAGUGAGUGAUAAAGAUGCAGUGAAACAGAGACUGAGUGUUAUAGUGGAGGACAACGGUCAGCCCUCUCGUUCAGCUACAGUCAUUGUGAACGUGGCGGUGGCGGACAGCUUCCCUGAAGUUCUGUCGGAGUUCAGUGACUUUCCACACGACAAGGAGUACAAUGACAACCUGACUUUUUACUUAGUGUUGGCUCUGGCUGUGGUCUCCUUCCUGUUCAUCACGUGUUUGGUGGUUAUUAUCUCAGUGAAAAUCUACAGAUGGAGACAGUCUCGCAUCCUGUAUCAUUCCAACCUGCCUGUGAUUCCAUAUUAUCCUCCACGUUACUCAGACACUUUGGGGACAACAGGGACUCUCCAGCACGUGUACAAUUACGAGGUGUGCAGGACGACAGACUCGAGAAAGAGUGACUGUAAGUUCGGCAGAGCUGGUAGUCAGAACGUGCUGAUCAUGGAUCCCAGUUUUUCAGGGACGAUGCAGCGGAUGCAGAGUGAGAAGAGUAUCCUGGAUGAACCAGACUCUCCUCUAGAGGUCAGUUAAAUCAUUUAACUUGGU
This is a messenger RNA of Amphiprion ocellaris (clown anemonefish), 2676 nucleotides long. Its product is annotated as protocadherin gamma-A5-like. The coding region runs from base 214 to 2661 and encodes 815 amino acids. The transcript has a single exon. NCBI's taxonomy places the organism in Eukaryota, Metazoa, Chordata, Actinopteri, Pomacentridae. Gene Ontology annotation, molecular function: calcium ion binding. Gene Ontology annotation, biological process: homophilic cell-cell adhesion. The record is from RefSeq and is a predicted model, not a curated record. Gene Ontology annotation, cellular component: plasma membrane.